Molecule: messenger RNA, 354 nt
Organism: Cladophialophora psammophila CBS 110553
Lineage: Eukaryota; Fungi; Ascomycota; Eurotiomycetes; Chaetothyriales; Herpotrichiellaceae
Exons: 1
Coding region: 1-354 (117 amino acids)
Biological process (GO): transmembrane transport
Cellular component (GO): membrane
Molecular function (GO): transmembrane transporter activity
Source: RefSeq, a predicted model, not a curated record
AUGGUUGAGACAGCCGGAUGGAUUCCUGAUAACACACCCUUCGUCGGGACAACCAACAGCUCCUUGGAUCGAAGCAACUUGGGGAAUGCCAAAACAGCCGGCCUGGCCGAAGACAUCAAGUUGACCAGUGACCAGUACAACUUGCUCCUGACCCUCUACCAUGUUAUGUUCGUGGGCUUCAGCCCGGUCAUGACCGUCUUCACCAAAGUCUGCUCGGCCAAGGUCAGUUUGCCUUGUAUGAUGCUGACCUUGGGUAUUGCGUUGGCCUGCACCUCGGUCGCCAAAAACUUUGGUCAACUGCUCACCUGUCGCAUUUUUGUCGGUAUAUUCGAGUCCGGGUUUCUGGCGUCGUAA